AUGCAGGAAUUUCACGUUAUGAUAGUACUGUAUCUUUCUGAAAAGUGGGUUUUUAAACUGGGAUUUGUGAGGAGUCAUGGUUUCUUUCUGAAAAGUAUUUCAAAUGAAUCUUUGUUGAACUUUUUUGCAUCCUUUUUUGUUACUAGUUUUUUUGGAAAGAAGGCUCUGUGGAAGCAUAAUGUCUAUGGGUUGGCGCCAAGUGUUGCAUCGGCACACCAUAUAUUGACGUAUGCUAAGAAUCACAAUGAUACUAAUCUAUUGGUGGAAGUAAUGAAACUUUUGAAGAGGAAUGAUUUACCAUUGCAACCGGGCACGACAGAUAUAGUUUUUAGCAUUUGUUACAAUACAGAUGAAUGGGAGUUGAUUAAUAAGUACGCGAAAAGGUUUGUUAAGGCUGGUGUAAAACUACGACAAACCUCAUUUGAUACAUGGAUGAGAUUUGCUGCCAAAAGAGGAGACACUGAGUCAUUAUGGAAAAUAGAAAAGUUGAGAUCUGAUUCAAUGAAGCAGCACACUUUGGCAACUGGGUUUUCUUGCGCCAAGGGCCUUUUAUUGGAACGUAAACCUAAUGACGCCGUUGCCAUCAUUCAAGUUCUAAAUCAGACUUUGUCUGAGGCCAAAAAGUCAGUCAUGAAGGAUGAACUUCAGAAACUUGUAUCCGAGUGGCCUUUGGAAGUUCUGAAGCACAAAAAAGAAGAGGAAAGAAAGACAUUAGCAGCCUCUUUGAAAUCUGAUAUCCUUGACAUGGUUACUAAUUUGAACACGGGACUUGAGGCUAACAUAAGUUUGGAAGACCUAAACCGAAAAGAGAGCAUUCCACAAUAGCAUGGGUUCAAGAUUUGAUGACUUGAGGUUUUAGAUUAUGCUUGUUUGAGGAGUGUCUCUUUAUCAAAGAUGCUGCACAUCCUUAGUUAGAUACAAAGUCUCUGCUCAUAGCAAAUGUUGAUUACUAGAUGGAAUAUGAUUAUUACUUUUUUGCUUCCAUUCUUCUCCCCAAGUGCUCAAGGCUUUGGUAGAUGUUGGUAGCAUGUUUUUCAAGAACUGAAAUCUAGAUGUCAGUAUGUGUGAACAAAAAUAAUGUGGCAUGUGCUUCUAGCCUUCUACUAUAAGAGGCAAGCAAUUCAUUUCUACCAAUACAAGUGAGGAUGCAAUCUUGUCCUUGUAACCUCGUUGGCUUUAUGUUACGAUCACAUAAGUUUUUAUUAAUUUAUUUUCAUGAACUUCACAAUAUAAGUUAGGAUUUCAUUCA
Lathyrus oleraceus (garden pea) is the source of this 1249-nucleotide messenger RNA. RefSeq lists its product as uncharacterized. Lineage: Eukaryota; Viridiplantae; Streptophyta; Magnoliopsida; Fabales; Fabaceae. The record is from RefSeq and is a predicted model, not a curated record. The transcript is spliced from 10 exons. Bases 1 to 825 code for a protein of 274 amino acids.